Messenger RNA from Cinara cedri, 1420 nucleotides. Lineage: Eukaryota; Metazoa; Arthropoda; Insecta; Hemiptera; Aphididae. The record is from the annotation of a GenBank genome assembly.
AUGGAUCAGUACAAGAACAAGAACCCCAUGUAAAUCAGAGUGAAAAUGCUGACCAAAAGAUUGACCAAACCACUUUUAGAAGUAGGUGCUUACUAGUAUUAAAAUACAUCCACAACAAUUGAAGCUUUUUUAUUAUAUUUAAAAAACUCGAAACUACAAAAGCAACAAAAUUGCAGUCAAUUCAUUGUUCUAUUUGUGAUCAAUAUAAUUUGUUUUUUCAUAGGUGCGACUGUAGAAUAUUUAAUUGAUAAAUCGAAUUUAGAAUUGUCUUACCCUACCGACCGAGGACAUUUUAAUGAAGAUGUAUCAGAUUCUCUUAAAAGAGCAUUUUAUUAUUUGGUUCAUGUAAACCUUCAAUUGAAUUUGAGAGGGAUCAUAAAAAUAGAUCUUUUUCAUUGAGCUAUUAUAAUAUGAUUACUAAGACUGGUUCCAAAAUUCCACGUUCUUGACUAUGUUAUUCUGUAAUUUAAAAAAAAGCUUAUUUGUGAGUCAUGUUGGUUAUUUGCAAACAGAAAUAGUUCAAACUACAGAUCUGAAUGGAUAUCUGGUAUAGAUGAUUGGCAACAUUUAUUACAUUUAAUGACUCGUCAUGAAAAAUCUCUACAACAUAUUAAAACCACAACAGUAAGAGGAAAUUAGGUUAAAAAUACUGCAAUUGAUAAAAGUAUAGAACAACAUAUAUCUAAAGAAGCUGAAUAUUGGCGAAAUAUUCUAAGUCGCAUUAUAAAAGUUCUAUUAACCCUCACAGCAGGAAACACUGCUUUGGGGGGGAAUGAAGGUAAGAAAAGCGAUUUUAAGCCUGAGGAGCUUGAAGGUAAUUUUAUGCGAACAAUUCGUCUUUUAGCCGAUUUUGACCCAUUACUUUAUGAACUUUUAAAUGAUUCUAUCAAACAUAUUAAAUAUUUAAGUUGGAAAGUUCAAAAUGAAUUGAUCGACAUUUUAUCUGAAAACUUAUGUCAUAUCAUAUGUGAAGAAAUAAUUAGUUGUUCCUUCUUCUCAAUCAACUCAAGACAUAACAAAAAUCGACCAAGUGAGUGUCAUUACACGAUAUGUGAUUGUUGACUAUGAAACACAUACAAUAAAUAUUAAAGAAUCAUUUUUAAGAUUUUAUGCUUUAGAACACCAUGAAUCAAUGGAUUAUGCGCAUUUGAUACAAAAUGUUUUACACAAACAUAAUAUAAAAAUUCAAAACUGUAGAGGACAAGGGUAUGACGGAACAUCGGUUAUGAGUGGUCAAUACUCAGGAGUCCAAAAGAGAAUAAAUUAUACUGUUCCAACUGCAUCAUUUGUCCACUGCUAUGCCCACAACUUAAUCUUCGUGAUAUCUGAUGCCUCUAAAAUUUCACCAAGCAUAUCAACAUUUUUUGAAACUCUACAGAAUGUUUUUAAUUUCUUUAGCUCAAGUGGCCCAAGANUCUGA